AUGGCCUUCGAUGCCGACACUCAGUCGGAUGUGCGGGAAAGGAAAUUCUUCGAAUGCCGUUGGUGGUGCAUGACAAUGGCGAGGGCGGGCAGAGCCAAUUUCGCAGAGAGUGAUGUCUACGAUAUCGUCAGUGCAAACCUUCGAGAUUUGUUUCUGCACUGCCGCGACGUGGAUGCAUCCGUGCGGCGGUCCGCUCACCAUGUUAUCUGGGCUCACGCCGCCGGCAGCCAUCAUUUUGUUCAGCAAAUAAUUGCAGACGUCACGCUUGGAUUGAUGGACAACCUACUGCCAGAGCCCGCCGAACUUGUGGAGUGCUCAGAGCCUCUUGAAUUUGUUAUCCGCGCACUGACGAAGCCUCAGCGCCAGAAGUGGGUAUCUUUGCUGGUCAGAGUCCUCGAGGUCCUACAAGGUCAGAGUAUGACGGCCGUGAAGGAACAGGCCGUGAUGGAGCACCUGGCGUUCCUAUGGUGGGCUGAUGAGGAUCCUAGAGGAAGCUACUGA
Molecule: messenger RNA, 501 nt
Organism: Symbiodinium sp. CCMP2592
Lineage: Eukaryota; Dinophyceae; Suessiales; Symbiodiniaceae
Source: the annotation of a GenBank genome assembly